Messenger RNA from Durotheca rogersii, 819 nucleotides. RefSeq lists its product as uncharacterized. Bases 1 to 819 code for a protein of 272 amino acids. Lineage: Eukaryota; Fungi; Ascomycota; Sordariomycetes; Xylariales; Xylariaceae. The record is from RefSeq and is a predicted model, not a curated record. The transcript is spliced from 3 exons. Gene Ontology annotation, molecular function: protein binding.
AUGGACGGUAGUAAGGUCUGGGUCCGCCCGGUGGAGGGUAUGGGGCUUGGUAUGUUUGCCGCUGAGUUCAUCCCCAAGGGGACGGUAUUCCUUGAAGAUUCCCCGAUUAUCGAAAUCUCGACUGCAGGCUCCGAUGAAUAUCAAUACCGAGUAUACGACAUUUGCAAGGCGUACCACGCCUUGAGCCCGGACGCCAAAAAGGAGUACGACAGUCUUCACAGCGACCCGGUAAAGGAAAUCGAUAUAAACAUAAGACACAGAGAUGAUAUAAAUAACUGGUAUGGAAAUAACGUUGCCGGCGGCAGUACAGAUAUUAACUACAGGCUCAGGCACCAAGUCGUCGACAAGUUGGUUAGAGCCUGCGCAACAUUCUGGACGAACACAGCAGCGACAGACUUCAAAUCUUCAGCUGUCUUUCCUAACUUCAGCCGGAGCAAUCACAGCUGUGUUCCCAAUACCUCUUGGGGCUAUCGCAGGGGAUCGGGGCCCGGGAAUAACUUCAUUCAGAUGAAGGCGAGAAGGGACAUUCAGCCCGGCGAGCAGAUCUUCGUCGAGAUCACAGACGAAGGAAGUUGCAACAUUGGGGCUUUACAUGCGCCUGUCCUGCUUGCGGCAGCACCUAAACGGCGGACCGACAUCUCGUCAAACGGAUUCCCUCCUACGAUGCAGCAAACGGGACUCCAGGUCUGCCACGCUCCCUUCUAUCCAGUCAGGAGUGAGAACAGCCUGCUACGAGGAAAGCUUGGGAAGGAAGCUGUGUUUGGGAAGCACUGGGCGACGCUGGGCAAUGCCGCCAUGGUGAUGGCGGUAGAAAGGUAG